AUGCUCAGUGUCAACAGUGCUGGAUCCAGCGACAUGAAGUCGUCGAUGAUGUGUACGGCCCCCUCGGCCCCGCAAUCGCGCGAGGCCACCGUGCCCACCUUCGGGUGCUUGGAGGACGAGACCAACAACGACUUGAAGUUGGACAACAAGUUUGGCCAGCUCAUCGACAGCCUCCGGGCCGUGUUGGGCACUAAAGGCUUGGCGUGCGCCGACGUGGACGUGGGCGAAAUCAGGCGCUUGAUGGAGCGGUACCAGUCGGACGAGACCGAAUGGGGCAAGUUCGCGCUCAGCGACGCCUCCAAAGGCUACACGCGCAACGGGGUGGUGAACAUCAACGGAAACGCCAACUUGCUUGUGCUUGUGUGGAGCCCCGGCAAGGGCAGCGCCAUCCACGACCACGCCAACGCCCACUGCUGCAUGAAGGUGUUGAAGGGCCUGCUCACGGAGUCUCUCUACGACGUUCCCGAAACGGCCGGCCACGCAAUGGUGCCCCGGCAAAUCACGGAGUUGCGCCGCGACGAGGUGGGAUACAUGUCCGACGACAUUGGGCUCCACAAGAUCUCCAACACGUCCGCGGAGGACUUUGCCGUGUCCUUGCAUUUGUACACGCCUCCGUACGCGUCGCUCUAUGGCUGCUCCAUGUACGAGUCCGGCACUCUGCGGAAGCAUCACGUGAACAUGAGCAAGUACUACAGCUGGCAGGGGACCGUGUUGAACCAGAACGGGGGUUCGUCCUGCUGA
Metschnikowia bicuspidata var. bicuspidata NRRL YB-4993 is the source of this 741-nucleotide messenger RNA. RefSeq names its product Cdg1p (gene CDG1). Gene Ontology annotation, biological process: L-cysteine catabolic process. Bases 1 to 741 code for a protein of 246 amino acids. The transcript has a single exon. The record is from RefSeq and is a predicted model, not a curated record. Gene Ontology annotation, molecular function: ferrous iron binding; cysteine dioxygenase activity. NCBI's taxonomy places the organism in Eukaryota, Fungi, Ascomycota, Pichiomycetes, Serinales, Metschnikowiaceae.